This is a messenger RNA of Olea europaea var. sylvestris, 1795 nucleotides long. RefSeq names its product zinc finger CCCH domain-containing protein 62-like. The coding region runs from base 122 to 1492 and encodes 456 amino acids. The transcript is spliced from 9 exons. NCBI's taxonomy places the organism in Eukaryota, Viridiplantae, Streptophyta, Magnoliopsida, Lamiales, Oleaceae. The record is from RefSeq and is a predicted model, not a curated record.
UAUUUGGUUUUCAUGAGGAUUUGUUGCAUUUACAUCUCCUCUCGUCACAUUUGGAAAUUCUUCCAAUUAUUUUUAAUUCAUUGCCGCAAUUGAAUCGAUACCUUUCAUCAUUGAAUUUGACAUGAAAUCCUUAAAAAAACGCACUUUUGUUGAAAUCUCUUCGUCUGAGUCCGAAAACGCUGAGGAUGCUGUUGAGAAGAUCAGUUCUUCGAAUUCUAGUGGGGAUGAUGAUGAUUGGAGUGAAUGGAAUGAAUCAGAGUAUGAAGAAACAGAAGAAGAAGAAGAAGAUAAUGAGACCCAUGUUCGAGAAAAUGAUGAAUCCAUGUUUGAUAAAGUGAUUAAAUUACUUCGAGAGAGAAAUGAUCUUCAAGAGUUGAACUUAGUCGAAUGUAAAGCAUAUUUAAGGAGGCAUGGAUUGAGAUUAUCUGGAACCAAAGCCGAGUGCAUAGAGAGAAUUAAGGAGCACUGGAGGAUAAAAGAUAGAAAUUGUGAAGCCUUGUAUCCAAGAUCCUCAUUUACCAUUGAUUGCACUGGUGACGUAUGCAAGGGAGAUGUUGUUUUGUUCAAUCAGAAAGUAUAUAAGAAUUUUGACAAAAUGAUGAGGCGUGGAAGCCCUCUUGGGAGAAGGACUGUUGUUGGGAGGAUUGUAAAUGAAAAUUACGGUGCUGACAAACAACAACACACCUUCACGGUUGAAGUGCUGUGGAGCAAGGGAGCCAAAAAACUACCUACACUUUUCUCUUUGCUUGUGAAAGGCAGGAACCUCUACAAAUUGAGGACAUUUAGACAGCGCUGGAAUAACGAAAAAGAAAGGUUGAAUGUACUUGCUGAGAAGCAUAAACGAGGAGCAACAGCAAGAAGCUUAAGAGCUAUGAGAAAGACAAAAGCAGAUAAGAAGACAAAUAAAUCUUGUACAAACACAGGUAAGAAGCGCCACAAGCUUUUUGAUCAUGCAGCGCCAUCUGGAACAAAAAUGACGGGUAAUAAUGUGCAGAUGAACAAUGUCAAUGAACUACCAAAUCCUUUGAGGGGAAGCCAAAGUUCAAUUAAUCUUCACCAAAGGCCAUCCUCGUUCCAAGCAUUAAAUUCAAAGCAGAAGGCAGAUUUCAGAGGUCCUGAAUUUAAUUUGAAACAUCGAAAUUUAAUACAACCCAAUCGAGUUCAAACCCCAUUUUUGCCAUAUACUUGUCAUCCUUCCCAAGACUUUCACCACUUCGACUCGGAGCUCUACAACGGAAGAGGAUAUUGUCACUUCCCUUCUCAUAGAGGUUCUGUAUCUGCAGUCGGAUUGCCCCAUUACGACCCCUUCUCCCAUUCAGUUUUGGCACCUGCUUCAGAAUCUCAAGAAUUUGCCCAUGGCAGGUACAUUUACCACACUCGUCCACAUCAAAAUCGUGUAUCUGAAUCAAGAAAGUUUGAUCGUUUCCCUAGAUUGAUGAACGCCCAAGCACCAUCUUAUCUGUCACCUACUGAUACGUAUAGGCAGAGAUAGCAGCAUAUAAACCUCUGCAUUUUUUCCUUAUUUUUGGUAACAGCAGGCAGAUUAUUGUUGUUAUCUUACAUAUGAACCAGUUUGUCACAUUAUUAUUAUUAUUAUUAUUAUUAUUAUUAUUAUUAUUAUUAUAUCAAAAUGUUGCAUUGGAAAAUCUAUGGCUUUUCUGUUCAGUGUAUCUCUAUCAACUCAUUGUUCGACAGGAUUUCAGAUAUUCUAUGAGCUUAGCUGCUCAAAAUGACAUUAAAUGGAAAGCAUAUAGUUUUUUCCCUGCUCUGCAGAACUGAGUUUGGUAUUUGUUCA